Molecule: messenger RNA, 639 nt
Organism: Saprolegnia parasitica CBS 223.65
Lineage: Eukaryota; Oomycota; Saprolegniomycetes; Saprolegniales; Saprolegniaceae
Exons: 1
Coding region: 1-639 (212 amino acids)
Source: RefSeq, a predicted model, not a curated record
AUGCCAGCCUCGCUCCGUGCCUUUGCUCUCCUGAGCGUCGUCUACCUCCACGCUGUGUUUGCUGGGAUGGUCGUAAGUUGCCAGGAAGGAAUGCUCUGUGGCAACCAAGGCCGCGCCAAGUGCUACGACCCGCUCAUCGAGGGCUGCUGUGACGGCCUCGUGUACGUUCUGCACGCGUACAACGCAGGCGGUCAGCUCUCGGUGCGCCAGUGCUGCGUGCGGGCCAAGGCGUCGCCGUACGUGGCCUUUCGCUGCAGCGCGCCGUCGGCGACCAACGCUUCGUCGACACUGGAUGUGCCGGGCAUGCUCGUUCCGGCGAGUCUCGUUCGCACGCCGUCGGACAACGGUACGAGCACGAGCAACGUGAGCCAGACAGCGACGCCAAUGACGACGACACUGCCUGUCACGACGACGCCAGUGACGACCAUGCCGCCGACAACAACGAUGCAGGGAACGACGCUGGCGCCUGGCAAUGGUACGACGAUGCCGGCGCCAGGUAACGCGACGACUGGGCCGGGCGGUAGCACAAAGACACCGCCGUCUAAGGCGACAACGGCUCCGCCGUCGACGGCAUCGAGCGUCGGGUCGUCGGCGGUCGCCGUCGUCUGCGUGGUUUUGGCGCGGAGUUUUGCUGCCUGA